GGCCGUGGACAGCGGGGUCGCCUCCAAAAGCACAUCUUCACUAUGCCCGCCUCCAAGAAGAAGCAGCAGCAGCAGCAGGAAAUGGUCCAGGUUGACCGCUCCUCCUCUGCCUCUCCCUUCUGGCGCCCAUCGUCCAAUCCCCCCAAUUCACCCCCGCAUAAGAAGGUCAUCGGCGCAUCCUAUUCACACGCCGACCUACUCAGCUUCAACGCCCUGAAUGUCUCUGGGUCCAGCUCGAGACCACGGACCCCGCCGUCGGCAGGCCACAGUCGCGAGUCAAGCGCUGCCCCGACCCGAACAAGCAGCACCACAUCGCCUCGCCCUGCACGACCAAACUAUAGCAGCUUUCUUCGCGAAACCCAACAUGACUGGAACGACGAGGAAGAGGACGAUGGCGACAUCAUGUUCGAGGACGACGAGGACGAGUUUGGUCUACCGAGCAUCGCAACCAUGCGGAGGAAGGGUCGGCGGAAACAGCCACCAAAGGGGAAGGAUGCAGGAGGGACGAAUAGUAGAGACAGCCAGGGAUCGACGCCAUGGCGAGGGAUAGACAGUGGUGACAUUGCUGAAGAGCGAGGCAUACCCAACUACCCCACGGCAAAGAAGAUUGAAGGAAAGAUACUACGACCCCAAUACCAAGAAAUUCUACGAGACCCCGCAAACUCCUUACACCUCAUAUCGCAUUCUGCUGUACCGCCUAAUGCAUCCGCCAAGCAAAUUGAAGAGCACUCGGCGCGAACCACUAGAAUCAACAAGUUCAAGAGGAUACUACAAGCGAGCACCAUCUCUUUGCCUGACCUGCGAGACUCGGCCUGGUCUGGCGUCCCGUCUGAAGUCCGCGCCAUGACAUGGCAGAUCCUUCUAGGUUAUUUACCCACCAGCAGCGAGCGGAGAGUUGCGACACUAGAGAGAAAAAGACGGGAAUACCUAGACGGCGUACGCCAGGCGUUCGAGCGAAGUGUUUCUAGUAGUACUGGUACCGCUGCAGCAGGCACCCGAGGGCGAGGCCGUGGCCUAGACGAAUCCAUCUGGCAUCAAAUCAGCAUCGACGUACCGCGAACGAACCCUCAUCUUCAACUUUACAGCUACGAGGCGACCCAGAAAUCCUUGGAACGGAUACUCUACCUUUGGGCAAUACGACAUCCAGCAUCAGGCUACGUGCAGGGCAUCAACGACCUUGUUACGCCGUUUUGGCAAGUCUUCCUUGGCGCUUAUAUAUCGGAUCCAGACAUCGAGUCCGGCAUGGACCCAGGCCAAUUACCGAAGCAGGUGUUAGACGCUGUCGAAGCUGACUCGUUUUGGUGUCUCACGAAACUCCUUGACGGCAUACAAGACAACUACAUUGCGCAACAACCGGGCAUUCAACGGCAAGUGACGAGCUUAAGAGACCUCACAACCCGUAUUGAUGAUGGCCUGGCCAGACAUCUGGAAAAUGAAGGUGUGGAGUUCAUACAAUUCAGCUUCCGGUGGAUGAACUGCCUGUUGAUGCGAGAAAUAUCUGUCAAGAACACUAUACGGAUGUGGGACACAUACCUGGCGGAAGAAGAUGGCUUCUCCUCCUUCCACCUCUACGUCUGCGCUGCCUUUCUAGUCAAGUGGUCCGAUCAGCUCCGCAAGAUGGACUUUCAAGAAGUCAUGAUGUUCCUACAAUCACUGCCCACCCGGCAAUGGACCGAGAAAGAUAUCGAACUGCUGUUGAGCGAGGCGUUUAUUUGGCAAAGUUUGUUCAAAGGCAGUGGAGCGCAUUUAAAAAAUACCAGUUCAAGGGGAAGUGGUGUAGGCAUGGGUCCAGAUUACUAAGAAGCGUGCUGCUUAUGUUUGUACAACAGCAAAUGAUUAAGAAACGGCGUGUAUAUAGCUGGCUAAUCCAGGCACCUGAUCUCUGUGC
Molecule: messenger RNA, 1888 nt
Organism: Cucurbitaria berberidis CBS 394.84
Lineage: Eukaryota; Fungi; Ascomycota; Dothideomycetes; Pleosporales; Cucurbitariaceae
Product: RabGAP/TBC
Exons: 6
Coding region: 43-1800 (585 amino acids)
Biological process (GO): activation of GTPase activity
Cellular component (GO): Golgi apparatus
Molecular function (GO): GTPase activator activity
Source: RefSeq, a predicted model, not a curated record